AUGAGGUUAACUCCUUUAGCCAACGUGACUGAAGAAUCGAAGCGUCUCGCCGCUUACAAAGCCGUGGACGAUAACUUCCCACCAGAGGCUAAGGUCAUCGGCAUUGGUUCAGGGUCCACGGUGGUUUACGUUGCCGAGAGAAUUGGCCAACUAGACAACAAGGACACCUUCGUUUGUAUUCCAACUGGGUUCCAAUCAAAGGGAUUAAUCCUCGAGAAUGGACUGAAAUUGGGCAGUAUUGAACAGUAUCCUGAUAUCGACAUUGCAUUUGACGGUGCAGAUGAGGUUGACACCCAGGUCAACGCCAUCAAGGGUGGUGGUGCAUGUCUCUUCCAGGAGAAACUGGUUGCCUUCUCUGCUAAGCAGUUCAUCCUCGUUGCCGACUUUAGAAAGAAAUCGUCCAAUUUGGGUAUCCAAUGGACCAAAGGUGUUCCAAUUGAGGUUGUGCCAUCUUCAUACGUCUACGUGGAGAACCAAUUGAAGAAGCUCGGUGCAGAAAAGAUCACUUUAAGACAAGGUGGAUCCGCCAAAGCUGGCCCAGUUAUCACUGACAACAACAACUUCCUCAUCGAUGCACACUUUGGUGUUAUCCAAGACCCAGCCAAGCUCCAUGAACAGCUCAUCAACAUAAUAGGUGUUGUUGAAACUGGGCUGUUCUUGGAACACCCUUCCAAGGCCUACAUCGGCGAAGAGAACGGUACUGUGACCUUGAGAACUAAACAAGGCGACUCAAACGUUGAGUUGUAA
Molecule: messenger RNA, 747 nt
Organism: Williopsis jadinii
Lineage: Eukaryota; Fungi; Ascomycota; Saccharomycetes; Phaffomycetales; Wickerhamomycetaceae
Gene: RKI1
Product: ribose-5-phosphate isomerase RKI1
Exons: 2
Coding region: 1-747 (248 amino acids)
Biological process (GO): pentose-phosphate shunt, non-oxidative branch; D-ribose metabolic process
Cellular component (GO): intracellular membrane-bounded organelle
Molecular function (GO): ribose-5-phosphate isomerase activity
Source: RefSeq, a predicted model, not a curated record